UUUAAUAAAAUCAGGACUUUAACAACUUUUAAAGCUAAACAAUAUCAAAACGUUUUAAGAUAUGUUAUUAUUUCAACAGUUUUUUGUUUGUGGUUCAGUGAAUCUGUCAAAACAAUAUUUCAUUAUUUGUUUAUGUUUACAAAUUGUAAGACAAUGUAAAGGUUUUUAAUAAAUUGAUCAAGUUUGUAAAACAAUUAUUAAAUAAAAUCAAACAAUUAAGGAAAUAUGUAUAUUUAAAGAAUUUUGUGAUAAACUAUUGAUGUUAUAAGUUAAAACUGGAAUAGUUUAAUAUGCGUAACUGUUGCCUUUGCCAUAAAAACGUAGACCCUGAAAAUGGUUUACUAUUCAACAUUCCAAAAGAUGAACGCAGAAGAAAAAAGUGGAGUGAAAUUUGUCGUAUACAAUUCUCGACUAACUCUCGUAUAUGUGCUGAUCACUUUUCACCCUCCGAUAUUAUAAAAGUUUUAAAUAAAUGUUCAUUAACAUCGAAUGCUGUGCCUUUUGUACAGCAUAGAAAUUUGGAAAUAAUGGCAGAAGAUGAAAAUAAUAAAACUAAUGAAAACUGUCGUUGUUGUUCAAAUCCCUCGAAACACUUUAUACAACUUGAUGAUUAUACUAAGACAAAUGAAGGAAAGGAUAAAAGUUAUCGGGAUGUUUUAUACGAAAUAAUACAGCUAAGUUUAACAACAUAUCAAGAAAUCAAUAUGCCGCAACAAAUCUGUGAGAAAUGUGCAGCUCAAUUGGAAACUUGCUAUAAAUUUAUACAGCAGGCUUGUAAAGUUUCCCGUCAAUAUCUUGAUAUAGUCGAACAACAGACAACUCAAGAGGAUAUUAAAAAUAUUGAACAUUUACAAGAGUCGUUAAUAGAAAUAUCCGAAACAACAUCUGCGGAAGAAAUACAUGAAGAACUAAAAGUAGAACCAUUAAAUAUUGAAUGUAAUUUGGAUAUAAAAGAAGAAAAUGAAGAAAGUGAAAAUCUUUUGCCAAUGUUUGUCGAUCACAAUGAAGAGUCUCAUGAAGAAAGAGAUUUGUUGCCAAAUUCCAAUUCGGAUGAACAUUCUUCGGAAGAUGAUGACGAUGAAAGUGACGAACCAGAGUCGUUAAAUGAUAAUAAUGAGGAUCUAAAUGAUGAAACUUUAGCUAGAUCUUGCGAUAUAUGUCACAAGAUCUAUAGAAAUGAGAAAUUUCUUAAAAUACACAAACGUUACACGCAUAUGCCAGAAGAAGAUAAACUACCUUGUCCUUUAUGUGCCUACAAAGCCAGUCGUUCCUCAGCUUUGAAAGUACAUAUGGGUUUAGUACAUGGCCAGGAUAAAGUUGAGGAAUAUUUUAAACCAGUACUGGAUUCGGGUAAAAAAUAUCCUUGUAGUUUAUGUCCUCGUUCCUACGGACGUAAAGAUAGUCUACGCAAACAUGUACGAAGAAAACACAAUAGUAAACCGGCCAAAGAAGAAAAAACGUCACAUAAAAAACCUAAACCAAAGGAUAAAGAACGUUUUCUUUGCACCUACUGCGGACAAUCGUAUAGUUCUAAAUGCGGUCUGGAAAGUCAUAUACUUACACAUACCGGCGAACGUCCAUUUUCUUGUGAAAUAUGUAGUAAGACUUUUAAACGCCUUAAGGAUUUACAAUUACAUCGUGUCAUACAUAGUGACGAGAAACCGCAUCAAUGUUCGGAAUGUGGUAAAGCAUUUAAACGUGUUGAUAAAUUAAAAAUUCACAUGAGAGUUCAUUCCGAAUUACGACCAUAUAAGUGUCAAGAAUGUGAAAAGACUUUUAAGUAUCCCAGUGUUUUGAGAACACACAUGCAUAUACAUACGGGACAAACACCAUUUUCGUGUAAAACCUGCGGUGAAGCCUUCUCGUUAAGAACAUCUUUGAAUAAUCACUGUUUGAAAAAUGGUCAUGUAAAGUGAAAUAUAUUGUGAAAAUAAAUAUUUUAGUUUUAAAUAAAGAUUCGUAAAGUAAUCUCUAA
Messenger RNA from Lucilia cuprina (Australian sheep blowfly), 1975 nucleotides. Its product is annotated as zinc finger protein 699-like. Gene Ontology annotation, molecular function: zinc ion binding; RNA polymerase II cis-regulatory region sequence-specific DNA binding; DNA-binding transcription activator activity, RNA polymerase II-specific. Lineage: Eukaryota; Metazoa; Arthropoda; Insecta; Diptera; Calliphoridae. The coding region runs from base 291 to 1916 and encodes 541 amino acids. The record is from RefSeq and is a predicted model, not a curated record. The transcript has 3 exons. Gene Ontology annotation, cellular component: nucleus. Gene Ontology annotation, biological process: regulation of transcription by RNA polymerase II.